Molecule: messenger RNA, 4787 nt
Organism: Gasterosteus aculeatus aculeatus (three-spined stickleback)
Lineage: Eukaryota; Metazoa; Chordata; Actinopteri; Perciformes; Gasterosteidae
Gene: nfkb1
Product: nuclear factor of kappa light polypeptide gene enhancer in B-cells 1
Biological process (GO): signal transduction; regulation of DNA-templated transcription
Cellular component (GO): NF-kappaB p50/p65 complex; cytoplasm
Molecular function (GO): RNA polymerase II cis-regulatory region sequence-specific DNA binding; protein binding; DNA-binding transcription factor activity, RNA polymerase II-specific
Source: RefSeq, a predicted model, not a curated record
UCCAUUGGGGAAGGAAAUAAAUCUUACGAACAAACCGAGAGAAAAACUUCGACCUGCUCAGGAUUUAAAGCAUUGCGUAGCCCUCACGUCAUAAAGCCGUCUUUCUCUUAAUUGAAACGGUCAUGACGCGGUCGCGUCGCGUCGUGACGCGACGCAGUUGAACCCGGUCGCCGUAAAUGGACCCGGAGGUUCGGCACGAUGUACAGAAGUCAACAGAAGUGAGGCGCAUUGAAGGACUGUCACUCACAAGUUAAUGUUGAGAACCCGACCGAUAACCUGAGGUAACCAGACAUUAUGGCUGCGGACGACCACUACUCUCAUCCCUCCAACCAGAUUUUUGACAACAUCGUGAUGGAUUCCAUCUGGGACUUCCCACAUUUCCCCGCAAUGUCUCAGACCGCCUCCCUGCGGACAGUGGACGGACCCUUCCUGCAGAUCGUGGAGCAACCGAAACAACGGGGCUUCAGGUUCAGGUACGGCUGUGAAGGUCCGUCUCACGGAGGCCUGCCAGGAGCCUCCAGCGAGAAGACAAGCAAGACCUACCCCGCCGUCAAGAUCAGUAACUACCAGGGUCCGGCCCGGGUGGUGGUCCAGCUGGUGACGGCGCUGACCACCCACCCUCAGCUCCACGCCCACAGUCUGGUGGGAAAGCAGUGCGACAAAGGGAUCUGCAUCACCGACCUGCAGCCCAAAGACUCCACCAUCAGCUUUCCCAACCUGGGCAUCCUCCACGUGACCAAGAAGAACGUGGCCAAGACGCUGGAGGAGAGGAUGGUGGAGGCUGCCCGGCUGGGAUAUAACUGCGGCAUCUCCAUCCACCCUGAUAUUGACGUCCUGCAGGGGGAGGUCCGAGUCCCCCGAGAGCUCAACGACGACCAGCGCCGUGUGAUCAGCAGCGCGGCGUCUCUUCAGGCUAAAGAGAUGGACCUCAGCGUGGUGCGGCUCAUGUUCACGGCAUUCCUCCCGAACAGCGACGGAGGUUUCUCCAGACGACUCGAGCCCGUCGUGUCGGAACCGAUCUACGACAGCAAGGCUCCCAACGCCUCCAACCUGAAGAUCGUGAGGAUGGAUCGGACCGCUGGCUGCGUGAGCGGAGGAGAGGAGGUCUACCUCCUCUGUGACAAGGUCCAGAAAGAUGACAUCCAGGUCCGGUUCUAUGAAGAAGAUGACUCAGGGUUGACCUGGGAGGCGAUGGGAGAUUUCUCCCCUACAGACGUCCACAGACAGUUCGCCAUCGUGUUCAAGACUCCAAAGUAUCGAGACCAGAACCUCCAGAAACCGACGUCAGUGCUCGUCCAGCUAAAGAGGAAGUCUGAUAACGAGACCAGCGAACCCAAACCCUUCACCUACCACCCUCAGAUCAUAGACAAGGAGGAGGUGCAGAGAAAGAGACAGAAGACGUUGCCAAACUUCCAGGACUUCAGCGGCCACGGAGGAGGUGGAGGUCUGUACCGAGGAGGAGGAGGUGGUGGACGAGGUCCUGCUGCAGGAGGAGGGCCUGGCUCUGCUGGAGGAGGAGGCUACUUUCAUGGCUUCACCACCUACAACUAUGGCGGAGCAGCCGCAGGAGGAGGAGGAGUAGGCGGAGGCGGAGGUUUCUCCACAGGAUACUCAGCAGGUCUGGGUGGAGGAGGAGGAGGAGCAGCCAUCAAACCCGCCUCGGAGGACAACCAGGCAGCGGACGACAAACAUCCGGAUGAUGACUCGGGGUCGGACGUUGGCGUAGGCCCAGCGGUGGGGGAGGGGCCUAAGGAGGGAGAGGUUGGAGGGGAGGAGCCAGAACCACCCAGAGAUGUGCAGUGCAGCGAUCAGCUGCAGGCCCUGUUCCAGUACUCUGUCACAGGAGACUCAGCCUUCCUAUUGGCCGCCCAACGUCAGCUGAUGAGCGUGCAGGACGAGGACGGAGACACUGGGCUCCACCUGGCGGUCCUCCACAGCCAGCAGGAGGCGCUGAAGAGUCUGACUCAGGUCGUCUCUGCUCUGCCCGGAGAGGAGGUGCUCAACAUGAGGAACCAUCUCUACCAGAGUCCUUUGCACCUGGCCGUGAUCACCCAGCAGAGGGAGGCAGUGGAAGCGCUGCUAUUAGCGGGUGCCGACCCUACUCUGACAGAUCGUCAUGGCAACACGCCACUCCACCUGGCGUCCAGGGUGGAAGGAGGAGGAGGGAUGGUGCAGUUUCUACUGCAGCACAGAGAGAUGAGAGAACUUCUGGAACACACCAACACAGCUGGUCUGUGUGCAAUCCACUUGGCGGUCCUGGCCAAUCAGCUGUCGUCUCUCAGGGAGCUGCUGGAGGGCGGAGCUAACGUGGAGGCUCAGGAGCGCAGUUGCGGACGGACCGCCCUCCACCUCGCCACCGAGAGAGACAACGUGUCGCUGGCCGGCUGCCUGCUGCUUGAGGGAAACGCUAAGGUGGACAGCUUCACCUUCAAUGGCUCCACCCCCCUCCACAUCGCUGCAGGACGAGACUCCGUCAAGCUGACCGCUCUCCUGAUGGCUGCAGGGGCAGACCCUCAGAGGGAGAACUUUGAGCCGCUCUUCUUCAGGGAAGAGGACUGCUGCGAUGAAGAGAAGGAAGAUGAAGGCUACAUCCCAGGAACCACUCCCCUCAACAUGGCCACCACCGCUCAGGUGUUGGAGCUUCUGAAUGGUAAAGAAUACAAACCAAAAUGUCCACAAAGAUCCAUCACACCUGCUCAAGGCGACCUGGCGAGUCUGGACGUGGAGGUGAAGCAGCAGGUGUGUUGCGCCCUGGAGAGUGAAGGAUGUUGGGAAAAACUGGCUCAUAGUCUGGGUCUCGGGAUCCUCAACACUGCCUUCGGUCUGAGCCCUUCCCCCGCCAAAACACUGCUGCAGAGCUACGAGGUUUCAGGAGGGACAGUCAGGGAACUGCUGGACGGUCUCAGGUCAGUUGGCGACUGCAGAGCGCUGAAUGUCCUGGAGGAGGUGCUGCGUCACCACGACGAGAAGGAGGAGGCGCUGCGUCGCCCUGGCGACGAGGAGGAAGAGGAGGAGGAGGAGACGCAAACGAGUGACGGGUCUCUCGUUCGGGACCUGAAGGCGGACAUUCGGAUUGACAGCGGCGUCUGUGACAGCGGGGUGGAGCUCUCCACGGCGUGAUCGCCUCCCUCCAUCCACCCAUCUAACCCAACUCCAUUGAUCCGAUCGAUCGGAGCGCUUUUCAACCAAAUUAGAUUUAAAGUCGAGAAACAAAAGGCUAAAUAAUUGGUUUUUAGACCACACUACACUCCAAAGGGUCUACCGAAGAAUGUAAACGUGGGUUCUGUUCCUCAAAGGAAUAACUCGCCAAAAACACACGUGGUGGACAAAGUAUUGAUUGGAUUGACUUCAUGAUAUCCGGAGUCGUGCUCAAACGGUUUGUGUGUUUGUUGUUUUUCUACAUCAGACAUCUACUGUCUGCAGGGGAAAGGUGCUAUCGAUGCUGAAAUGAUUGUACAAAGGUUAAUUUACCCAAAAGGAUCCGUUCAGUCUGUUUCAAAUCUGCCGGAGACUGAUUCCUCCUGUUCCUGCUUUAAAUACACCUGGUCUGUUUGACUCUAAAUGCUGACGCCCUCUUCUUUUAGAGUCCGAUGGUGUGCGUUUAAAACUCCACCAGCACUGUCCGACUGCAAUAUGAAACUCUGUCAUGUCUAAAAUGCUUUUAAUUGUUUUAAUGCAUUUAAAUGAUCUGCUUCUCACAUAUUGAGAAUACGUUGCUCUCUGCGGGUGGAGGCAAAGUACCUGCCUCAAGAAAAAGAGUAUCUCGGCUUCUUGUGACGGUAACAGGGAGCCGUAGAUCGUCAGGCGUAUUGGUGCGGAUGCAGCAGUAAGACCGUCUUAGUGAAGACCGUCUUAGGUCGUGGACACAAGCAGCCGUAGUGAGACUCUUCCACAGGAGGGCCGGACUGCAUCUCAGGGAGAGGGCCAGGAGCUCCGUCGUCAGGAGGGAACUUGAGAGUUGAGGCGCAAUUCCUGCGUGUGGAAGGGAAAGGGGCAUCAAAUAAGGCCAUCUGGCGCCGCCUGGGGGCCUCCCACUGGGGAAGACCCGGAACAAGCUGGAGGGAUGAAAUCUGAGAGCUGGCCUGGGAAUGCCUCGAGAUCCCCCAGACGCAGAUCAGAAAUAUGGAUAGCAUAUGAGAGGGCUCGUUGUUAUAGGUAAAGUCAUGUUUGUAAUAUUUUGUAAUAUUCUACGGAAAAACUCCACAUUUAUCAAAAGACAGGAAUAAACAAAUUCAUUAAUUGACCCAUUUCUAUUAGGAGAAAGAUAAAGUAUUUGUUGGUAUGAACACGAGGAAUCAUAGCAAACUCUCCACAUUUUAAUAUUGUCUUGAGACAGAUUUGAAAAACAAUGAAACUCCUUUUUAAGUGUGCACGUUUAAAAAAUAAUAAUCAUAAUUUAGUGUUUUUUAAUUUUAAAGGGCCAUUUUUGUUUUCUGUCUGCCUAACUGAUGAGAUCUUUUAAAGACUCAAACAAGUUCAUAAUUGUUUCAUUUUUUUAAUCAAAAAGAAGUGUUCCACGUAUCUUUGGUUGGUUCUUUCGGUCUUCCUUUGUUAAGAUGAGUGAAAUGUUUGAGCACAAAGACUGGCAGCAGCAGACCAACAACCUUUGUUUUGUGCUGCUAGGCAUUGUGAGAAAUACAGUCUGGAGCUGUGAGGAGUUGUAGUCUCUUUUCGUGUGGAACCAAAACUCCUCUGUGAUAUUUAUAUCUCUGCCCUGCACUGUACAGUUUGACGCCAGCUUUUCAUUGGUUAUUUUUUAAAUAAAGUCUUUCAUAUAUAUUUAUAUA